AUUUUCGGACAAAAAACCCAGCAUACGAUCGGAGGACUGCUCACUCUCGACUUUCACUCUUUUUUUUUGCCCUAUGCAUAUCGCCAAAUGAGAAUUUCAACUUUCCCCAUUUCCUCAGUCCAACUACUGUCUUCUUCAACCUUCAGCUCGUAGAUAGAAGCUGAGAGAUCAGCUUCGAUCCCGAUCUGCCCGACUGGCCGUCUCUUAAUUCAGUUCGUAACCCAUUUUGAGCGGAUUUCCUCUAUGUCGGACCACUUCAUAGCUCCUUGGGACUUGCAGGAAGAGCCCGUCGACGAGGGCUACGGUCCUCGGUCUCCAAUCCACGAUCAGCAGAACGAUCAGCUUGUAGGGAAUGGAAUCCCCAAUGGUGGUAAUCCGUUUGCUCACAAUGGUGCAGCUCAAGAAGACAAGAAAUCCCUGCUAAAUGACGUUAUUAGCAGCGUUGUUAAUGAGUUAAAUAGCAGUGAUAUUUUGAACGAAGGGGAGCAUCUUGAGACUGAUCAGCCUAAUGGGGCUGUCCAGCAGGGUUCUAGUGGUGAAGGUCUGCCAUAUGCUCCUGUUAACUGGCCGAACCCGGGUGACAACUGGACCUGGAAGGUAGGGAAGAGGAUUAACACUGCUGGGUUUUUCCAGGAUAGGUUUCUGUAUCCUCCAAAACAUUUCCCCAAAGUGACAGGGGCGAGACCUCCAUUUGCGAGCCCAAAUGCUGUGACCUCUUACAUCCGGACGGUGUUUCCAGAUGCUAAUGCUGAUGCAUUUUUCUCGUCCUUCUCUUGGAAGGUCCCUGGGAAGGCGGCGUCUCCUCUGAAAGCGGAACCCAUCUCCACCUCUUUCCCAAAGCCUUCUCACGGUGAUGGCUCAAAAGAGGAAGUGCAAGUGCAAGGAGAAGGCUCUCGGUUGAGGAAAAGGAAGCCUAAAGCACCAACUCCACCACCUCCAUCCCCACCUCCGCCCAAGCAGAAACGACAGCGCAGUGCUUCUAAAUCAUCUGCAACGAACCCGAAAAAAACAAAAGACAAAACAGCAGCUCCCUCAUCAUCUGCAGCCAAGCGAAGAAGUAGGCAUGCUGCUGGUAAACAAACUGUCCCUGUCCCUUUUGCCGACGAUGGAAAUAAUACCCAGGCAGAGGAGUUUAACAUUACAAUCCCAGAAGACUUCGACAACUACCUCAACUCUCUAGAAGACAUCAUCGCCCAGCCAUUUUCUGACAGCAUAGUUGCUGGUCAGUCAACAACAAUGGCUAGUGAUUCUCCUCCGGUGGACGAUGAUGAGAUAGCUGAAGCUCGUCACAGGCUUUCUUCCUUGCUGGUUAUGGACUUCCCUACACUAGUUUCCUCCAAGAACUUCACUGAACUCCUGGCUUUGGCUUCAAAACUACGGAACGAUCCUCGCCUGACUGCCGAACAGCUUGUCAAGCUGAAGUUGAUUGAGGAAAUGUCGUCUUUCAGGGAGGUUUUCCACGAGAGUAGGGAUAUCAUUGUCCAAAUCGACAGGCAUUACGGAACCCUGGAGGCGAACAAGGCCAAAGUCGCUUCUCUCAAGAGCGAGUACAGCGAGCUGAAGGACAAAACAGACCAGCUUCAGGCACAGAUAGACGGUAACUUGUCGACGGUGCAAGACAUCGACAAUGAGAUUGCUAGGCUCCAAGUUCGUCGAGCAGAGUUGAUCGGUGCAGUGGAAUCAAACAAAGCGGCUAAGGUGGAGGUGAGCUACGCACAGAAGAUGGUGGCGAAUGCGAUUCCGAAUGUUGUGCACGAGAUUCAAAUCUCCAACUCCAAGAUCCCCGAGUGGGAUCUGAAGAGGAGUAAUGCAGUGAAGCGGGAGGCCGAAAUCCUUGCAAAGUUUGCACCUUUGCAAGGGUUCUCCCUCAUCCCGCCCCUGUUCCAGGGACUGUUUCUGUAAGUUAAGUUGAGGGUCUUGUCUGUGAUUCAAAGCGGCAGUGAUUAUGCAAUGUGCUUUCCGGCCGGUGACUUCGCCAAUUGUAGUAGUGAGAAAGACUUCCCCUCUUCAUGUUAGCUUUGUGUGAUUGUUCUGAUUUAUCUAGCGCAGGAGACAGAACAUUGUACUAUUUCCUUGUCAUAUUUAAGUCCAUGCGUGCUUUAGAAAUGCACUAUUUUGUAUUCUCUG
Molecule: messenger RNA, 2127 nt
Organism: Linum tenue
Lineage: Eukaryota; Viridiplantae; Streptophyta; Magnoliopsida; Malpighiales; Linaceae
Source: the annotation of a GenBank genome assembly